AUGGCUGAUACCACAAUCCAUAUUAAUGCUCCUUCUCUUGGUGCCGAGAUCCUCGGUGCUCUCGACAAUGACAGUAAUAUCGCGCUUUUCCGUGGAAUCCCCUACGCAGAUGUCUUCAAGCGCUGGACGCAUAGCGUGACUCGACACUCAUUAGAGGGCACAUACGAUGCGACGCAGUUUGGUCCUCGUUGUAACCAGGGAAAUGGCAUGGUUCUAGUUACAGGAGGAACCAAUGAUGCCACUCCAGGCGAUGACGAGUUUAAAUGCCUGAACCUCAAUAUUGCUGUUCCGAAUGAAGCCAUUGGAAAAGCCGAAUCUUUGCCUGUUAUGGUGUGGAUUCAUGGUGGUGGCUUCGCCUACGGCGCAAACUCUGUCGCCCGUUAUCGUCCCCAGAGCUUUAUGGCCCACGCCCGGAAAUCAAAUACCCCUGUCAUCCUAGUCCAGAUGAACUACCGCCUUGGCGCUCUCGGCUUUUCCGCUUCUACAGACUUGGCUACGGAAGUUGAGGGUAGCACAGAACCGAUCGGAAACUAUGGUCUCGUUGACCAACGGAAUGCAUUGGAGUGGGUUAACCAACAUAUCGCCGACUUUGGCGGUGACCCGAAUAACAUCACUGUCUUUGGCGUUAGUGCUGGUAGUGCCAGUAUCCAUGCUCACUUGCUUGCGGGUCAUGAGUUGUUCGACCGAGCGAUCAUGAUGUCCGGUGCUGCUCCAACUCUGUUCCCAGUCCGUAGUGAACUCUUUGAGGAGCAGUGGAAUGGACUGUGUGAGCGGGCCGGCGCUACUGAGUCUACUGCUGGUGCUCGACUGGAACACCUUCGCAGUCUGGAUAUUAAUGAUAUUCUCAAAUAUGCCGGCCAGGCUGUGAUGGGACCGGCCGGCGAUGGGAAGCUUAUUCCUAAGACCUGGUCGUUCGAUGAUAAUGUCUCCAAUGCUCGUUGCAAGUCUAUUAUCCUUGGUGAUACUAACGUCGAAGCACUCAUCUUCGAUGGUAUGCUAGGCAGACUGACUCAAGAGAAGAUGCAUGAGGCUAUCACACGGAGCUUCCCGGAUAGCAAGGCGAGCGAGUUAUGUCACCACUUUGGCUUUUCGCAAGGACAGUCUGCUGAGGAUUUCCGUGAUGCCUUCCGCCUUCUUCUGGGCACUAUUUUGUUCCAGUAUCCCAACAUCGGUAUUGCCGAGGCAUCUCGCAAAUCUGACUCGUGGAAGAAUAAUGUUUUCUUGUACCACUGGGAAGAGCCAUCGCCCUUCCCUGGUGCUACAAUAGGAAUGUCUUAUCAUGGCCUUUGUGCCCUUCUCAUGCAUCUGAAUGAGCUGGAUUCUUGUCCUCAAGCCACUCGCGAUGUCUCAUUGGAAGCUGCUCGCGUUUGGGCGGCUUUCGCUCAUGGUCAACAGCCAUGGGAGGCUUACUCGACAAACUGUCAAUUCAUGCGCUUUGGGCCAGAAGGUAAGACGGGUCUUUCCGCCUUUUCUGAUGACCAUACUCGAGCAUACGGUUUUCUUGAGUGGUUGGGAGAGAACUUUGACGAUGUGAGACGGUUCAUACGUGAAGACUUGAUGUAUAAGCUAGAGAACGGCACGAUUUAA
Messenger RNA from Penicillium pulvis, 1587 nucleotides. RefSeq lists its product as uncharacterized. NCBI's taxonomy places the organism in Eukaryota, Fungi, Ascomycota, Eurotiomycetes, Eurotiales, Aspergillaceae. The record is from RefSeq and is a predicted model, not a curated record. The transcript has 2 exons. Bases 1 to 1587 code for a protein of 528 amino acids.